AACACACGGAAAAUUAUGUGCAUUGUGAAAGCGUUGGGGGAAAACACACACACGACUUUCGGACACCAAUAUAUUUCACUCUUCGCUCUAAUUUAUGUGCUGGACCAACAGCAGUAGGCAGCUGAGGUUUCGAUAACCUAAAGUUGAGACAAUCUGGGCACAGGAGAGAUUUUGUAAAAAUGAUAAGUGCAGCAUUUGAAGCAUUUCCAACGGAAUUCACUGUUUUCGACGUGAAAAAUUGAGCAACCAACGGAAACGCAAAAUGCCUGCUUCGACCUGCAAAAAUGGCGAAGGCACCCUGAGCGAGUCUGAGUAAUAUUACUUCGAGGCGCUGCGACUCAAAGUGCGCGGCGGCGAGAUAAAGGUGGUGGGGUCCAGCCGGCGAGAGGCUCAGCCCCUGAGGAACGCGCGUGGCUCUCGAGGGUGGGAGAAGAUCUAAGCGAGCCGCCGCCGCGAGAGCCGAGUAUGUACUGUGUGUGUCGCGCGGCGGUCGGUGUGACAGACGGACAGGUGAGUCGGCCGCCCCAUGAUUGAUUUCGGCGAUGCCGCGUCCGAGCCGAGAGUCGUACGGCGACCAGAAGCCGCCCUACUCGUACAUCUCGCUGACGGCCAUGGCCAUCUGGAGUUCGCCCGAGAAGAUGCUGCCGCUGUCCGACAUCUACCGCUUCAUCAUGGAGCGCUUCCCGUACUACCGUAAGAACACGCAGCGCUGGCAGAACUCGCUGCGCCACAACCUCUCCUUCAACGACUGCUUCAUCAAGAUCCCGCGGCGGCCGGACAGACCUGGCAAGGGUGCCUACUGGGCCCUCCACCCCUCCGCCCUGGACAUGUUCGAAAACGGCAGUUUUCUGCGCCGCCGAAAACGCUUCAAACUGAAACCCAAGGAGGCGCCGCCGGUGGCGCCGCCACCCGCCCCCAAGGCCACCCCCGCCACCUCCUGGAAGGGCAACAAUUUCAGCAUAGAAAACAUCAUGUCCGACUCAUCGCCACCCCCGGCGCCGCCUCCAGUAGCCGUCCCGCAACCCAUGCUGCCCCCAGCCUUCUUCUGCCCCCAGCAGUUCCUGCCCCCGCUGCUCGCCUUCCACCCUGCCUUCAUGGCCGCAGCAGCGGCCGCGGCCGCCGCCUUUUCGGGCGGCCCCCAGCAAUUGCCCCUCAAACCGCAGCCCCUGCCCUUUCCGCCUCACCUGAUGGCCCACGGUCUGCUGCCCUACAGGCCGCCCCCGCCUCUGCCACCACUGCAGAGGACGGAGGCCGAAGACGAGGAAUUGUCUUCGGCAUCUUCGGACGUCUCGCUCGGCAGCCCCAACAGCAACAACAGGUGUUUGGUGACGGACGUGACCUGACUGCGCGUCGGCUAUAGGUGAAGUUGUUACAAUGACAAUUUAAAAACUCAAGUAAUUCUCGCUUGUGAUCUCCUGUUGCUUGCUGUGAAAACCGAUUCCAAACAAUCGAAAAAGAAAAUAAUCGCCACCUUCUCUAUGGCCAAACAUUUGUUUAAUAUAUAGGGUGGGUUUGAGAAAAUUGUUAAUUUAUUGUUUAUUUUUGAAGCCAUCAAAUUUUAUUUGGAAUCAACAAAUUGAAAUUUAAAGUUGGUGAACAAUUAAUUAUUGAUGUAGGCGAAUUAUCAUAGGAAGCUUUAAUAUUUUUAAAAUGUUUAAUUUCUGUAAUGUAACUUUAUUUUUCACAAUUAAACAAUAGCAACCAAAGAAUGUCUUCAAAAAUUACUAAAAGUGCUCUCAAUUCUCUAAUUUCAAACAGUGGCGUAAAGUAUUUUAUCAAAUCUGUUUUACUACAAACUUUUUUGCCUUUCAGUUCUUCAGUUGUAAUCAGCGUCGCAAUAACUGAUAAAGGCCUAUUUUGUUUGUUAUAUAAAUGUGUAUACAUGGUGUGUUUAGCGCAAAUAUUUAGAUAGAAGAGAUGCUUUUUCGUAUUAGCCGAAAGUCUCAAGCACUGUUUACUUAUCAAUAGGAACAUCAUUGUUUUUAUGUUUUACGUGCGUUUCUCGUAAUCUUUUUUGCAAAGUCUAAUGUGCGGGGAAUAAAAGUGAUAAUAACUGACACUUCGUUUUGAUAGCAUCGUUGAUAAACAAUGCAAGAGAAUUCUUGUGAGCAGCAGAAAUGAAUAAUAGCACAAAAAUAAAUAUUGCUCUUUGUAGCAAACUCUCCCAUUUUGAGAUAAGAGAUAUUAGGAGAAUCUAUUUAUUUAAGACGUUUGUAUGAAGGUAGAUGUAAUUUGUCAAAAUUUUAUGAGAUUAGUAAAAGUAUUAGUUUUGUACAUUGAUGAAAAAUGUUAUUGCCAAGCGCCUGGUCACCGCAAUAAAAAUCUAUUUAAAAAC
Molecule: messenger RNA, 2335 nt
Organism: Neocloeon triangulifer
Lineage: Eukaryota; Metazoa; Arthropoda; Insecta; Ephemeroptera; Baetidae
Product: forkhead box protein B1-like
Exons: 3
Coding region: 543-1343 (266 amino acids)
Biological process (GO): anatomical structure morphogenesis; cell differentiation; regulation of transcription by RNA polymerase II
Molecular function (GO): RNA polymerase II cis-regulatory region sequence-specific DNA binding; DNA-binding transcription factor activity, RNA polymerase II-specific
Source: RefSeq, a predicted model, not a curated record